Molecule: messenger RNA, 1680 nt
Organism: Phanerochaete carnosa HHB-10118-sp
Lineage: Eukaryota; Fungi; Basidiomycota; Agaricomycetes; Polyporales; Phanerochaetaceae
Exons: 11
Coding region: 1-1680 (559 amino acids)
Molecular function (GO): oxidoreductase activity, acting on paired donors, with incorporation or reduction of molecular oxygen; monooxygenase activity; iron ion binding
Source: RefSeq, a predicted model, not a curated record
AUGUCUUUGCUUCCUCCUUAUGUGGCCCUGCAAGACUACAAGCUAAUCAUUGCCGCAACCGGCUUGGCUUCGUACUUCGUUUUCAAGCGGUAUGAGCCCUCAACGAUGGCACCAGUGCUUCUCAUACUUUGUGGUGUCCCCAUAACGCUGGCUUUCGCUUUGCGAGGCAACUUCAACAACUUGGCAACCGCGACAGCUGCUGUUCCCGCAACCUACUGGGCUCUAUUGACCGUUUUUGUCGUCAUCUAUCGCGUAUCGCCGUUCCACCCCUUGGCUCGCUAUCCUGGCCCAUUGCUCUGCAAGCUCUCCAAGGGCUGGCUCAUGUAUUACACCGGCAGCACUGGGAAGACUUACGCUUACAUCCAUCAGCUACAUCAGCUGUACGGCGACGUAGUUCGUAUUGGUCCUAAUGAACUGUCUAUCAGGCACAAGGAUGCUUGCGUUGCUGCAGUGGGACCUAAAGGUCUUCCCAAAGGACCUUAUUAUGAUACUCGCCUAUACGAUGGGGAACCAAGCCUGGAAGGCAUUCGUGACCCGGCCUUGCAUGCAGUCCGGCGCCGCCCGUGGACGCGGGCCAUGAACAGCGCAUCGAUGAAGUACUACGAGGAGCUGAUCUAUAAUACCGUCGGUGACCUUGUCAGCGGUCUCAAGGAGCGCGUUGGCGGCCCUGUGGAUAUCGCGGAUUGGAUGUCGCUCUUUGCAUACGACUUUAUGGGACGCAUAGCAUUCACGUAUGAAUACAACAUGCUCAAGUUGGGCAAGGACACACAUGGCCUGCGCCAGAUGGUCGAAAACUGUUUCUUCGACCUUCGCUGGAUCGCUCACAUCCCCUGGUUCAUCCCUCUCCUCAAAUUUAUGCCCGGUGCGGGCAAGGAUUUAGAUGACCUGAAGGCCGCGGGGACCAAGGUCGCGCUGCAUCGCGUGAGCCUGGGCUCGACUCGCCCGGAUCUCUUCCAUCAUUUGAUGGACGAGGAUGGUCAUGAGCCCACGAAACCUAAACCCGAGAUGGUUGUCAUCGACGGCACGCUAGCAAUCGUCGCCGGCGCUGACACCACCUCUUCUGCACUAAGCCACCUCUGGGCGCUCUUGCUCCGCGAGCCGGCUUAUUUCGAACGCCUGCGCAAGGAGGUCGAUGAGGCAUUCUCUGGAGCCGACAACAUAGAUUUUGUCAAACAGGCGAAAAUGCCGUACUUGAAUGCCUGCCUGAACGAAACACUGCGCCUACUCCCUCCUCUCCUCUCCGGAAUUCAACGGCGAGUCGAGCGUGGUUCAGGCGGGAAGAUGGUUGGCCCUUACUACAUUCCCGAAGACACCCAGAUCUCGCUCGUCUCGUACGCGAUCCACCGCAGCAUCGAUAGCUUCUCGCCGCUCCCAGAGACAUUUUGGCCCGACCGUUGGCUUGCUCAGGAGGAGUACACGCUUCCUUCUGGCGAAUUAAUUCCCGCAGACGAUGUGCAUACGAACCGUGACGCGUUCAUGGCAUUCUCGCAGGGCCCGGCGGUCUGCGCAGGCAAGAACGUCGCGCUUGCGGAGAUGCGCGCCGUAGUCUGCGCGGUGCUGCGAAACUUCGACAUACGCGCCAUGGACAAGCGGUGCUUGGACACUUGGGAAGACGAGAUGGUUGAGUGCUUCCUCACGAAGACGGGACGGCUGCCCGUGCAGCUGGUGCCCAGGAGCUGA